UGCGCACAGUGUUUACUCGUUGCGUUUAACUACGUUUCGUGAAAAAUUCAUUUCUAAUUUUCAAAAAAAGUUUUUUUCAUUAUAAAAUUUGUCUAUUUUUACUGAAUUAACGCAAUUUUAUAAAGUUUUAUUCACAAAAUACAAUUUAUCAAUCAAAAUGCAAGGGAUGACUAUUAAGUCACUUAAAAAACAUUAUUACUUGAUUCCUCUUCACGGUUGCCUCAGUUUUGGAAUAUUAACCGCCAUUGCCUCCCUUGUGAGAUGUGCUAUAAAGAAUCCUGAUAUCUCAUGGAAUUUGAAAAAAAAUCCAGAACCCUGGCAAGAAUAUAAAAAUAAGAGAUACAAGCUACUGGAUCCUGCUGGUGCUAGAGGCUGGACAGAUGCUCCUCAAAGGCCCGGUACCAUUUGGGAAUUGUACUUUUAGGUUUAAUAUUCUAAAACUUUAAGGUUUAAUAAAAUAUUUUCUUAAAAUAAAAGUAUUUUUUAAAAAUAGCAAUAAAAUUCUUAAAUUGAGAAUAUUUCUUAACCUGUUUAUGCCAAUACGUAUAUAGCACUGAGGAAAAAUUCAGUAUAUACUAUUCUUAAAAUAAGAAUAUAUAUACUUAAAUUCAGUAAAUAUUAUUCUUAAAAUAAGAAUAAUAUAUUCUUAAUUUCAGUUUACGGGUUUUUCUGUAUGUGUAAACAUGUGCAAUAAUGGGUUAAUUUAAGAAUAUUUAUUGAAUUUAAAUUUUUUAUUUUAAGAAUAUUAUAUAUUCUAGGUUUUAAGGAUAUUGAAUUAUAUUUAAAUUUAAUAACGAGAUAUAUUAAUAUAUAUAAUUUAUUACUAUUAUUAUUAACCUGGUGUAAUAAUUAAUGUAUGUAUGUAAUUGUUGAUAUUAUGCUUAUAAAAAGGAAU
Molecule: messenger RNA, 895 nt
Organism: Leptopilina boulardi
Lineage: Eukaryota; Metazoa; Arthropoda; Insecta; Hymenoptera; Figitidae
Product: cytochrome c oxidase subunit NDUFA4-like
Exons: 3
Coding region: 158-424 (88 amino acids)
Source: RefSeq, a predicted model, not a curated record